UAUUUGGCAUAUUUAGGUUAAAGGUUGUUAUUGAAACAUAAAAAUAAAAAAUGAUGAAAGAACCUGAGAAGAUCAUAAAAAAACAACACAUAAAUGGAUAACUUAAAUAUUAAGUGAAAUGGAAAGGAUUUGAUGAAACUACUUGGGAAGUAGAAGAUAAUGUAAAAAAGUACAAAGAGUUAAUUGAAGAUUUCAAUUAUUUUUGUUUAACAGGAGAAAGAUAUGAUGAUAAGAAACUUGACGAAAUAAGAUAAAUAACAGCAUAAGCUUAACCUAGAACAGCAAUAAAAAGAGUAGCUGGACCAAGACCUCCUGAUCCAAAUAAAAAAGAUAAGAAAGCAGAAAAAGUAGAUUAAAAGCAUUCUGAAAUAAGUGAAACAUUAUCUUAGAGUCAAAUUGAGAAUGGAAAUGCUACUAAUAUUCAAAGUGUACCAAUAAAUAAUAAUAAUCAUCAUGUUAAUAAUGAAAGUUUAACCUCCAAUAUCUCUAAUUAAAUUAAUGUAGUUUCAAAUCUAUAAACAGCAUUAAUUGUGAAUAUGCAUUAAUAGAAUCAUAAAACUGGUAGCAUAAUCUCAUAAAAAUAAUAGGAAUUAACUUAGUAAAUAAUUAAUGAUUAUAUAUUAGAAAAGUAACAUAACAUUAUGCAAAUUAAGAGGAUAAAUUAGCGAUGAUUAAAUUAUAAAUAACAGAAGAUAAUUGUGUUUUUUAAUUGUAAUGGAAAUAGAGAUCUGAUGGCAUAACACCACUUCCAGAAUUUUAUAGUUAUGAAUAAUUUAAAUUGCAAGCACCUUUAUUUUUUAUUAAAUUUAUAGAGACUUGUUUAUUAGAAUGUUAGAGUAGUGAUAGCGAUAUUAAGUAUUCAAUUAUAAAUUAUUUUAGAUUUGAGAUUGCAGGUAAAGAUUUAUUUGAAAAAACAACAUUAAUAAAAAGUGCAUUAUAAAAAAGAGAAGAAGGUGAUAAAAAGAAAAGUGCAUAACCGUUAUUGAUAUCAUGA
This is a messenger RNA of Paramecium sonneborni, 994 nucleotides long. The record is from the annotation of a GenBank genome assembly. NCBI's taxonomy places the organism in Eukaryota, Ciliophora, Oligohymenophorea, Peniculida, Parameciidae.